AAUGUAUAUAUGCUCUAGUUUUGUAAGUAUUUCGGCUUUCCUUGUCUAUAUAUAUGGAGGAAGAAUGUAUCAAAGUGAUCUUGUACUGAGUCCAAGCCUAUAGAUGGAGCAAUGCAAAUGCCUUGAACCAGUGUUGGUUACCAAAAGCGAGGCUAUGAUUUGGUGAAGGAGAAGUUUUUUUUUUUGCUGUGGAUUGUAACAAAGAGUUAAAGGAGGAAAAUCUCUUAAGCCAGUCUCUUGCAGUCUAAAUGGGGGUCUGUUGUAGCAAGGGCACAGGGAUAAUUGUGGAGAAUGGCACGGAUGAUAAUAAUCAAUAUGGAGAUGGGGAGGCUGAGGUUAGGGAUACAAAUGAUGGAGCCAUUAUAAGGUCGCGUGGAUCAUCCAAACAUGUUUCCAUGGCAAUCAAACAAGGAAAGAAAGGGAUAAAUCAAGACGCCAUGACAGUCUGGGAGAAAUUUGGUGGGGAGGAAGAUAUGAUCUUUUGCGGUGUAUUUGACGGUCACGGUCCCAUGGGUCACAAGAUUUCUCGUCAAGUAUGUGAAAAUUUACCUUCGAGGGUCCAUUCGAAAAUUAGAUCUUCCAAAUCUGGUGGGGAAAACAUUGAGAACAAUAGUUCACAGAGUCAGGAGGAACUCUUCCGUGAGUUCGAGGAAAUUCUAGUGACAUUUUUCAAGCAAGUAGACAGCGAACUUGGUCUUGACUCCCCAUAUGAUAGUUUUUGCAGUGGUACAACUGCUGUCACCGUCUUUAAGCAGGGUGACUGUUUGAUGAUCGCCAAUUUGGGAGAUUCACGAGCUGUUCUUGGCACCCGAAGCAAGAACAGUUUCAAAGCCGUCCAGCUCACGGUUGAUCUGAAACCAUGUGUCCAACGCGAAGCAGAGAGAAUAGUGUCAUGCAAGGGAAGGGUGUUUGCUAUGGAGGAGGAACCCGAUGUUUAUAGAGUGUGGAUGCCUGAUGAUGAUUGCCCGGGGCUAGCAAUGUCAAGGGCUUUUGGUGAUUUCUGCCUCAAAGACUAUGGACUUGUUUGCAUUCCUGAGGUCUUUUGCAGAAAAGUUGGUAGAGAAGACGAGUUUGUGGUUCUAGCUACCGAUGGGAUUUGGGAUGUUUUGUCAAACGAAGAAGUGGUGAAAAUUGUAGGUUCUUGUAAGGACCGGUCAACGGCAGCUGAGACGUUGGUUCAGCGAGCUGCUCGGACUUGGAGAACAAAGUUUCCAGCCUCUAAAGCUGAUGACUGUGCAGUGGUGGUGCUUUACCUAAAGCACCGGCCUUACCCAAGAGAAGGAAACGUGAGCCGAGCAAUGUCGACUAUUUCCUGGAGAUCAAGUAAGAGCAAUAACGAGUGUUAUGGAGUCGCACCAUGGUCACAGAUGGGUCUAUCUCAGAGGGUUUCAUAGUAGGACCAUUGUAUUUGUUAUUGUUGUUCUUUCUAAUUGUUUAGUAAAAUCUGAACCUGUUGAGUGAGUCGAUGCUGCUCAACAUCAACUUUGUUUGUGCGUUAAAAAAAAAUUGGAUUCGAGUCCUAA
Camelina sativa (false flax) is the source of this 1523-nucleotide messenger RNA. Its product is annotated as putative protein phosphatase 2C 65. Gene Ontology annotation, molecular function: protein serine/threonine phosphatase activity. Gene Ontology annotation, biological process: protein dephosphorylation. Lineage: Eukaryota; Viridiplantae; Streptophyta; Magnoliopsida; Brassicales; Brassicaceae. The record is from RefSeq and is a predicted model, not a curated record.